AGCGAACACAGAAACUGUGUCAAACACCGCACACGUGUGUUCUUUUUGGUUUGUAACUUCGGCAGGCCUUUUCUCUCCCCGAAAUCAUGGCAUUCUGGACCCUAGCCGUUCGUAGCCGCCUUGCCACAAGGCACCUUCAGCCUGGAGCUUGCACUAGAUGGAGCUCCGGUGGUAACAUCCAGGGAUAUGUCAUCGGCAUUGAUCUGGGAACUACCAAUAGCUGUGUGUCAGUCAUGGAGGGACAACAGCCAAAGGUCAUUGAGAACGCUGAGGGAGCUCGUACUACACCAUCAGUAGUUGCAUUCUCCAAGGACAAGAAUGAGCGUUUGGUUGGACAGGCUGCCCGCCGACAGGCCGUCACCAACCCAAAGCGCACAUUCUAUGCCACUAAGCGUUACAUUGGUCGUCGGUUUGAUGACAAGGAAGUUCAGAAGGACUUGAAAGCAGUGUCAUACGACUUGGUCAAGGCCAAGAACGGUGAUGCCUGGAUGAAGUGUGAUGACAAGCAGUACUCGCCUAGUCAAAUUGGAGCGUUUGUUCUCAUCAAGAUGAAGGAAACUGCUGAGGCUUACCUUGGCACUAAGGUCAACCAUGCCGUUGUGACUGUUCCCGCAUAUUUCAACGACUCCCAGCGUCAGGCCACCAAGGAUGCUGGUCAGAUUGCUGGUCUGCAGGUGGAGCGUGUUAUCAACGAGCCCACAGCUGCCGCCAUGGCUUACGGUUUGACCAAGGAAGAAGACCAGGUUAUCGCCGUCUACGACUUGGGUGGUGGUACUUUCGAUGUGUCCAUUCUUGAGCUUUCCAAGGGUGUAUUUGAGGUCAAGUCAACCAACGGUGAUACUUUCCUUGGUGGUGAAGACUUUGACUUAGCUCUUCUCAAGCACCUUACAACUGAGUUCCAAAAGCAGGAGGGAAUCGACAUCACCAAGGACACCAUGGCUGUCCAGCGUCUGCGUGAGGCUGCUGAGAAGGCCAAGAUUGAGCUGUCUUCUUCUCUGCAGACUGACAUCAACUUGCCAUACCUUACUGCCGAUGCCAACGGUCCUCGCCACAUGAACCUUACCAUUACCCGUGCAUUCUUUGAGAACCUGACUGGAGAACUUGUCAGGCGCACCCUGGAGCCCUGCAAGAAGGCCAUCAACGACGCCGGUGUCUCCAAGUCUGAGAUCAAGGAAGUUCUUCUUGUUGGUGGCAUGACCCGCAUGCCCAAGGUUCAACAAACUGUACAGGAACUGUUUGGUCGUACUCCCAACAAGUCUGUCAACCCCGAUGAGGCCGUUGCAAUGGGUGCCGCUGUUCAGGGUGGUGUCCUCUCUGGCACCGUUUCCAACAUGGUCUUGCUGGAUGUCACUCCUUUGUCUCUGGGUAUUGAGACUCUUGGUGGUGUAUCCACGAAGCUCAUCGACCGAAACACCACUAUCCCCACCAAGAAAGGCCAGGUCUUCUCCACCGCAGCUGAUGGCCAAACUCAGGUCGAGAUCAACGUACUCCAGGGAGAGCGUGAGAUGGCUAAUGACAACAAAUCCCUCGGAAAGUUCAUGUUGGUUGGAAUCCCGCCCGCACCCCGUGGUGUUCCCCAGGUCGAAGUUUCCUUUGACAUUGAUGCCAACGGUAUUGUCAACGUCUCUGCUCGCGACAAGGCCACUGGAAAGGAGCAAGCAAUUGUCAUCCAGCCCAGCGGUGGUCUCAGCAAAGACCAGAUUGCACAGAUGUUGAAGGAUGCCGAGGAGAACGCAGAGGUAGACAGGAAGCGCAAGGAAUUUAUCGAGGUUGUCAACAAGGCCGAGUCCUCUCUUCAUGACAUCGAGACCAAAAUCAAUGAGUACAAGGACCAGCUCUCAGAGGAAGAGGUCAACUCCGUCAAGGAGGAGAUUGAGAAGCUGCGCACGCGUCUUGCAAACAAGGACAGCGAGGAUGCCGAUGGCCUCAAGGCAGCCACCGACGAGCUGCAACAGAAGUCACUCAAGCUCUUUGAGAUUGCAUACAGAAAAAUGAGCGGUGACAACUCCAGCAGCAGCUCAAGCAGCAGCGACUCCAGCAGCAGCAGCAGUGACAAUACCACUGACACAACAUCAGACUCAGACUCCUCCAACUCUGAGAAGAAGUAAAGAGAUGGCAGCCAGUCACUGUACAUUCAACUGUACAUUCAACUCCGGGACUGACGACCGUUUCUUUAUUUUCUUUACAACAAACAAACUUGUAUAUAUCACAUGAAACUCUUUUGCGGUGCUUUUUUUUAUAUAAUUGAAUCCUUCGAUUUCUGGUUUUAUGUCACAAGAAUACAUGCUGAGUUAACUGUA
This is a messenger RNA of Sycon ciliatum, 2300 nucleotides long. Its product is annotated as stress-70 protein, mitochondrial-like. The coding region runs from base 87 to 2108 and encodes 673 amino acids. Gene Ontology annotation, cellular component: cytoplasm; mitochondrion. The transcript has 18 exons. The record is from RefSeq and is a predicted model, not a curated record. Gene Ontology annotation, biological process: protein folding. Gene Ontology annotation, molecular function: ATP binding; ATP-dependent protein folding chaperone. NCBI's taxonomy places the organism in Eukaryota, Metazoa, Porifera, Calcarea, Leucosolenida, Sycettidae.